Molecule: messenger RNA, 2281 nt
Organism: Malus domestica (apple)
Lineage: Eukaryota; Viridiplantae; Streptophyta; Magnoliopsida; Rosales; Rosaceae
Product: receptor-like protein EIX1
Molecular function (GO): protein binding
Source: RefSeq, a predicted model, not a curated record
CCAUCAGACGACUUUCGUUGCAACUCCCCGAUCUACAUCGAUAAUCUAUUCCUAUAAAUUCUUGAAUUUAGAAGCUAAACAUCAUCCCUCACCAAAGCAUAGCAAAGAAAAUUGUGUGUGAUAUGGAUACCCACUAUCACCCCAGUAUUGCUCACUAUUUCCUUCUUUUUCUUUUGACCUCUUCCUACAUGCAGAGUACUACUAAACUCUGUUUCUGUUUGGCCGGUGGUGCACUUUCAAGCAGUGUGAAAACAAAUCCAUGCAUCGACGAAGAAAGACAAGCGCUUCUCAUCUUUAAACGACAUCUUGUUGAUGCUUCUGGUAGGCUUUCCUCUUGGGUGGGUCACGAUUGCUGUCAAUGGAAAGGUGUUUCGUGCAACAACCGCACCGGUCAUGUGGUGAAGAUGGACCUCCGGAAUCCGUAUGAAGAGUGGGACAUGUAUGAAAAGUUUAGCUUGGGAGGUAAGAGAAAUGCUUCUCUGUUGAGCUUGAAACAUUUAAAUUACCUGGACCUAAGCUAUAAUGAUUUUCAUAGCAAUCAAAUUCCUAAGUUCUUUGGGGACCUUAAAACUCUACAAUAUCCCAAUCUCUCCUCUACGUCAUUUGGGAGAGAGAUUCCCCCUUCUCUUGGUAACCUGUCAAGCCUGAGUUUUCUUGACCUCAAUUCGAACUAUGACCUAACUUCCAGAAAUUUGAAUUGGCUUUCUCGCCUCUCUUCUCUAAAAUACCUUAAUCUUGGAAAUGUGAAUCUUAGCACCAUAGGAGUCAAUUGGGUGUAUGCUGUUAAUAUGCUUCCUUCAUUAGCAGAGUUACACUUAUCUUCAUGCCAAAUUGAAAGCAUUUCACUCUCACUGCAGAGCAUUAACUCGGCAUCACUUUUUAAUCUUACCAGCCUCAUAGCACUUGAUCUAUCCUUUAAUGAUUUCGGUGAUCCUUUCCCAAGUGAAUUUGCAAACUUCAAAUCUCUGGAAUACCUUGAUUUAUCUUAUACAAGCUUAAAAAGUCAAAUUCCUAAAGUCAUUGGAAAUUUGUGCAAACUAAAGGUCUUAAGCCUUUCUCACAACGAAUUUAAUGGGGGGAUAGAAGAGUUUUGGAGGAGUUUCUAUAAUUGUCCAAAUAUUGCAUUAGAGUCACUAGAUUUGGCUUACUGUGAGCUGGGAAGCCAAUUGCCAGUCUCCUUAGGAAUGUUUAAAAGUUUGCAGAAUCUCAAUCUUCAUCACAACAAUUUGCGGGGCUCAAUUCCAGAUUCCAUUGGAAAUUUGUCAUCCUUGGAAACUUUGGACCUCUCUUCUAAUAUCAUAAACGGCUCAAUUCCAGAUUCCAUUGGAAACUUAUCAUCCUUGAAAACUUUGGACCUUUCUUCUAAUUUUCUGAACGGCUCAAUUCCAGAUUCCAUUGGAAACUUGUCGUCCUUGAAAACUUUGGACCUCUAUUCUAAUUUUAUGAACGGCUUCAUUCCACAAAGUUUGGGACAACUCUCUCAGCUAGUUUCCCACCAUCUGUCUUCUAAUUUUUGGGAGGGCAUUCUAACGAAAGCCCAUUUCAUAAAUCUUACCCAGUUACAAGAUUUUAGUGUAGGAGACAAAAACCAGCCCAUCUCCCUCAUUUUCCACAUGGCUUAUGAUUGGAUUCCUCCAUUCAAGCUACACACAAUUAAUAUCAUAAACUGUCGCUACAAAAAAAAUGGUCAUUUGCUACCAACAUUUUCCGAGGACCUAUAAAUACCCUCGUAAAAAUUGCUAUUUCCGACCAAAAAUUAUGCUCCGUCAGAAAUAUGUCGACAAGAGGUUUACUAUUUUCAACACCCAAAAUGCCCUUGGAAAAGGGUUCCUUCGCCGUUGGAAAUAGCUAUUUUUUUGAGGGAAAAUUUGGAGCCACAUUUAUUUACGAAGAAACUUAUUUUCGUCGGUAAAGUAUUAUUUUUUCCAAGGGCAUGUUUUAGUUGUCGGAAGUAAUUGUUUAUUUCCGAGGGCAACAAGUGGUCGUCGGUAGUAAUUUCCCUAUUUUCGAUGAUGAUUAUUUGUUCUCGGAAAUGAUUGUGUAUUUGCGAGAGGAAGUAGAGGCCUUAAAAAAUAACCAUCUAUUUUGCGAGGGCAACCAAUGGCUCUCGAAAAUAGAUAUUUAUUUAUGAGGGCAUAUAGUUGUCGUUGAAAAAGAUCAUUGACUAGAAAAAAAAUAUUAGAUUGUGUGGUAUCCACUAGUGUAAAUAUUUUAAAUUGAAGAUCAAAUUAGUUCAUUGUAUUCUUAUAGGGAAAGGAGCAUAGUUGUAAAAAAAAAAUCA